Arachis duranensis is the source of this 1149-nucleotide messenger RNA. RefSeq lists its product as uncharacterized. Lineage: Eukaryota; Viridiplantae; Streptophyta; Magnoliopsida; Fabales; Fabaceae. The transcript has 6 exons. The record is from RefSeq and is a predicted model, not a curated record. The coding region runs from base 150 to 782 and encodes 210 amino acids.
AAUACGUGGCGGUCAGCGAGCUCUGCGUUUUUCCACUCCUUGGACUUUUCCCAAUCAAAAAAACGAAAAAAAAAAAAAAAAGAAAACUGACCCUUCCUUCCUUAGCGUUCGUUACGUUAACUUUCCAAUCACGAAGAAGAAGAAGCAGCAUGGAGCUGUGGAACAAAGCUCGAAGCUUCGCGGAAGAGGCAGCAAAACGAUCUCAUGACCUGUCGUUUGGAGCUUCCAAGCUUUCCAAAGAAUUCGCCGCUCAAGCUUCCGUCACCGGCAUCACCGUCACCACCUUCCGAGAUUUCCCUCUUCAAGAUGAUACUGAAUUGUCUGAUGUCCCUGCUGUUUCUAAUGUUAGGCAGGACCUAACCGAUUGGCAGGAGAAACAUGCCAAACUUGUUCUUUCUGCAGUCAAGGAAAUUUCAAGAUUGAGGUAUGAGCUGUGUCCACGUGUUAUGAAAGAGAGGAAGUUUUGGAGAAUAUACUUUAUACUUGUGAAUAAUCAUAUUGCACCCUAUGAGAAAAAGUACAUGGAAGAUGCUAAACUAAAAUCAUCUGAACAAGUAAAAGAUCAGACAGUGAUGGAACCAUUAGAAGUUGAAUUGACCUCUAAUCAAGAGGUGCAGGAAGUGAAAAAGGAGACUAAAACUAAAACUUCAACAACUGAGCAAGACUUGGAUGUAUUUCUUCUGGGAGAUGCAGGAGACAGUGACAAUGAUCAAGAUAAUGGCAAUGGGGGCUUGGAUGAUGAUUUAGACAACCUGGUGGAAAGUUCCGAUGAUGAGAAAUGAAAAUCAUAGAUGUUGCGUGAACUUGUAGGGUGACAUAUAAGUAAGUGGUUGCAACAUGGCCGAGGGAAUAUUCAUGAUCAAAUGUUGCUUGCUUUAUUAUUUGACAAGACACAAUUGCUGGCUGAGCUGUUCCACUUUUGCUUAAAUUUAUUAAUUUAUGCAUCCACCCUUUCAUUUCGUGUUUCUAAUUUCCCCCACGUUGAGGAAUGAAUGUCGACUUUGUUAUUGUAAAGAAUGUUAGUAUUUUAUUAGGCGACUAAGUUAGUUAAGUUUUUUAAUUACGUCUCUUAUAUAUAUAUAGUGUAUAUAAAGGAAUAUUAAAUGUACACGAGAAUUCUUCUAUUAUAUAUGUUUCUUCAUCCUAUUA